CUCCGAAACGUUACGAGGCAUUGAUUCAUGCCUUUAACAAUCGUCUUAACUCCAUUAACCCACUCUUUCCUUUAUAUCACAUUCAUGUCCCUUUUCCUUCCACUCGGUUAAUCUGGAGCUGUAAAUAGGUUAGUUUGUAUCCGUAAAUUUCAUCAUUUAAUUUCUCACAAUAAUAUUGAAACAAAAACCAUUCACAGAGUACUAUUUCGAACUUCUCUCUCCUCCUUGCUGAUUGAAAAGUGGCCGCUGUAUCACCACCGUAGAAGUGCGUCUGCUGGAUUUUUGGGAGGCCAGCAAUGUGAAGAGAGGCGGCUACUGCUCCUCGAGCUAGGGUAAGUCUCGAGCCCUAACUUCUUCUUUGUUCUGUCUUGACGACAAAAAAAAUCUUCAAACGUAACAGAGGGAAUCUGAAUCGAACUGUCGUCUUCAAGUGUAAUUUUCGGCCUUAAAAAGGCGGAAGUAAUGAGUCACAAUCCUCGAGAAGUUGUUGUUCCUGUUGUUGGAGGACAUGCAAUAGUUACAAUCUUGCCUCUGCUUUCUCAGGUGAAACCUCCUUGCUCUUUCACUCAAAAAGAGAUUGAGUACCUCACAGACCGUAUGGAAAAUGGUGGCAUUGAAGUUGUCAAGGCGAAAGCUGGUGCAGGUUCUGCGACACUAUCCAUGGUAGAUCUUUAUUGUGACAUGUGCAGUUUCAGAUUUUACAUUUUGAAUCUUAUAUCUCAUCACACUGAAUGUAAAAUACAACGCAGCAGUGAAGUCUGCAGAUGCUUGCCUCAAGGGUCUACGAGGUGACUGAGCUUCCCUUCUUCGCAUCAAAGGUGCGUCUAGGAGGAUGUGGGGUCAAUGAAGUGUACCGUCUCGGACCAUUGAAUGAAUACGAGAGGAUGGCACUGGAGAAAGCAAAGAAAGAGCUUGAGGGAGUAUUGCGAAAGGUGUUAGCUUUGUGUAGAAGUAAAGACAGUUGAUAAACACUUAGUUUUAUCUUUUGAAUAGUGAUUUGUUUUGAAUAAGAACAAUGCCUUGCAAUUAAAGCUUGAUUUUGA
Messenger RNA from Brassica oleracea var. oleracea, 1043 nucleotides. Its product is annotated as probable malate dehydrogenase, glyoxysomal. Lineage: Eukaryota; Viridiplantae; Streptophyta; Magnoliopsida; Brassicales; Brassicaceae. The record is from RefSeq and is a predicted model, not a curated record. Gene Ontology annotation, cellular component: cytoplasm; chloroplast. The coding region runs from base 463 to 792 and encodes 109 amino acids. The transcript is spliced from 6 exons. Gene Ontology annotation, molecular function: L-malate dehydrogenase (NAD+) activity.